AUGGAAACAUAUUUUGAGAAAAAAUGCUCUAUAAAUACAAAUGAAAAAUUAGGAAGACAUGUAAAGGCCAAACAAGAUUUAACAGCGGGAGAAUGUGUGCUUUUGGAACAACCCUCAUUAUUAAUGGCCUCGAAUGGUGAGAUAAGAUGUCAAAACUGCUACAAAAUAACCAGCAGCUACUGCCAAACCUGUUUUAUAACACCUUUAUGUGAAAAAUGUAAACAACACUACGAGUACGACUGUCAGAAGCUAGCAACUAUGACCGAUCUAAACAUCCAUAACUUAAAACAACAUCCUGAUACCUAUGGCCUGAUAAAAUUUCUAUUACUACAAGAAAAUCCUCUAACUCAACAACAUUUUCUGACAAUUUUACAAGCUGAAAAUCACAUGGAACAGCGUCGUAAUACCCCAAUAUGGUUGUACUAUAGUAAAAAUGCGAUACAACCUAUUUUACAGUCAGGAAUUUUAAACUAUUUAUCUUAUGCUUCUCAGAUAAAUGAGGAAUUUUUACAAUGCUUGUGUGGCUUUAUCGAUGUUAAUAGUUUUGAGAUACGUGCCCCAGAUGUGGGCUCAAUGAAGGGAGUUUAUGUUAAGGGUGCUCUGUUGUCGCAUGAUUGUAUGGCCAAUACAUGUAUAGCGAUAGAUGAUAAAUAUUGUAUGAAGAUUUAUGCAAAUAGAGCGAUAGAAGCGGGUGAAAUUGUUACCAACUGUUAUACGAAUAUUCUGUUGAAUACAGCAGAGCGUAGAAAAAUUCUUCGCGAAGGUAAAUAUUUCCAUUGCACCUGUAAACGCUGCGAAGAUCCUACAGAAUUAGGAUCUCAUAUGUCCACCUUAAUAUGUACUAACUGUCCUAAAGGUUACAUGAUUAGAAAAGAGGCUGAAAAAUGGCAAUGCCUCGACUGCAAACAUCAAGAAACUAACGAAGUCAUAGACAUCUUGCUCAGCAAGUUACAAACAGAGGAAUUACAAAAACCUAAAACUCUGAAAGAAAUGGAAAUAUGGCUUCAAAAGCUUGAGAAAAUUAUUCAUCCACAACAUUAUAUGAUCGUGGAUGUGAAACAGAAUAUUGCGGCUGCUUUGAGGAACAUAAUCAAUGAUAUUAGUUCUUGUCCGGGCCGUAAGGUGUACGAACGUAAGAUUGAUUUGUGUAAGGAUAUUUUAAAGGUGCUCACUACUAUAGCCCCGGAUAUAUCACGGCUUAAAGCUAUAGCGAUAUAUGAACUGGGCAGCACAUGGGCUGAAUACAAUCGUAUGCGUUAUCAGGAAAAGGAAUUGAAUAAAAAGGAUUUAAGGGAUUUAUUAUUGGAAUCUGAUGUAAUGUUACGCGAUUCCAUACACAUGUUAUUGUAUGAGCCCAAAGAAACUCCUGAGGGUAAAUUAUUACACUCUAUGAUGCAGGAGUUGAAAUAUUUACAAACCGAUAUAAAAAUGUUAAAAUAAAGUGUUUUGUUUUUAAAAUAAAUGUUUUGUGUUGGU
Molecule: messenger RNA, 1476 nt
Organism: Calliphora vicina (urban bluebottle blowfly)
Lineage: Eukaryota; Metazoa; Arthropoda; Insecta; Diptera; Calliphoridae
Product: SET domain-containing protein SmydA-8-like
Exons: 5
Coding region: 1-1440 (479 amino acids)
Molecular function (GO): protein binding
Source: RefSeq, a predicted model, not a curated record